Molecule: messenger RNA, 858 nt
Organism: Pocillopora verrucosa
Lineage: Eukaryota; Metazoa; Cnidaria; Anthozoa; Scleractinia; Pocilloporidae
Source: RefSeq, a predicted model, not a curated record
AUGACGUCCAUGCUUUUCAAUAUUGCUAUCGACUGGGUCCUUUGUCGAACAAUGGAAGAUCAGCGAAGAGGCAUAAGAUGGACCCCUUUUACUAUACUCGAAGACUUCGACUUCGCAGAUGAUUUAGCCCUAUUGUCCCACACACGACGUCACAUUCAGGAAAAGACAGACCGGCUCAGCAUGUUCAGCAACCAGGUCAGCUUGAGAACUAGCUUGAAGAGGACGGAGGCCAUGUGUGUUAAUGUCCCUUCCCCAACAAAGAUCAGGGUGAGAGGACAGGACAUUUCAUACACCAAUAAGUUCACAUACCUCGGAAGUGUGCUCUGCCAACAUCGGAGUACUAGUGUAGAUAUACAAAGCAGAUUGAACAAAGCAAGAAUUGCUUUUAUGAGCUUAAGAUUAGUGUGGAGGUCAGCAAGCUACAGCACAAAGACGAAGCUUAGAAUCUAUCAGAGCUGCGUAUUGUCAACUCUCCUUUACGGCUCGGAAUGCUGGCGAAUGACAGAACAGGACCUCUCAAAACUAGCAUCCUUCCACACAGCUAACCACAGAAAAAUAUCAAACGACCAGCUACUGAGGCAAACCAAGCAGGAGGAUAUUCAUACACUUGUCAACAGGGGAAGAUGGAGGUGGAUCGGUCAUGUGAUGCGGAAGGCCAGUAACAACAUAGCCAGAAUUGCAAUGCACUGGACACCUGAAGGCAAACGAAGCAGAGGGCGCCCGAAAACAACUUGGCGCAGGACAGUAGAGAAGAGACUAAGGGGGCUCAAUUACAGCUGGAGCACCAUUGAAAAACUGGCUAAAGAUAGGCAGGGUUGGAAGGAUUUCGUUGCUGCCCUAUGUGCCACACAGGCAUGA